Cimex lectularius (bed bug) is the source of this 2970-nucleotide messenger RNA. RefSeq names its product coatomer subunit gamma-2 (gene gammaCOP). The transcript is spliced from 14 exons. The record is from RefSeq and is a predicted model, not a curated record. NCBI's taxonomy places the organism in Eukaryota, Metazoa, Arthropoda, Insecta, Hemiptera, Cimicidae. Gene Ontology annotation, cellular component: COPI vesicle coat; endoplasmic reticulum-Golgi intermediate compartment; endoplasmic reticulum. Gene Ontology annotation, biological process: organelle transport along microtubule; protein secretion; intra-Golgi vesicle-mediated transport. Gene Ontology annotation, molecular function: structural molecule activity. Bases 150 to 2810 code for a protein of 886 amino acids.
CAGACGUGAGGUUUUACAUUUGUUAUCCCUUGGAGUGUUGACGUGUUAGCAAACGUUGAAAUCCAUCGGCGGCGUUUGUCAGAUCUAGAAAAAGUGUAAAAAUACCAUAAAAACCGGACCUCCUCGGGCUGUAAAAACUUGUAUAAACAAUGGCGAUAAAACGAGAUAAAAAGGAGGAGGAAGACGGUGCAAACCCAUUCCAGAGCAUGGACAAGACGAGCGUCCUCCAGGAUGCGAGGACCUUCAACGAGACUCCGGUCAACCCGAAGAAGUGCACGCCCAUACUCACUAGGAUCCUGUACUUGCUCAACCAGGGAGAGCAACUUGGUACGACAGAGGCAACUGAGACGUUUUUUGCCAUGACAAAGCUUUUUCAGUCAAAGAACGCCGUCUUAAGAAGAAUGGUCUACCUUGGUAUAAAGGAACUGUCCACAAUAGCCGAGGAUGUUAUAAUAGUGACUUCGAGCCUUACGAAAGACAUGACAGGAAAGGAAGACCUGUACAGGGCUGCUGCCAUCAGGGCUUUGUGCAGCAUCACAGAUGCGACGCAGCUUCAGACUAUUGAACGAUACAUGAAACAGGCUAUUGUUGAUAAGAACCCGUCGGUUGCAAGCGCUGCUCUUGUGAGCAGUCUUCACAUGAGUAAAAUUGCAGGUGAUGUCGUCAAAAGAUGGGCAAAUGAAGCACAAGAAGCUACCAAUUCUGAUAGUGUAAUGGUACAGUAUCACGCAUUGGGUCUUCUUUAUCACAUAAGGAAAUCAGACAGGCUUGCUGUCUCUAAGCUUGUAGCCAGACAAACUAAGUCACGUUUGACGUCAUCUUUUGCUGCCUGCUUGCUUAUAAGAAUUGUUUGCAAGCAACUUGAGAAAGAAGGAGGGGAUUACGCGGAUUCCCCGCUUUUCAAUUUUGUCGAGUCGUGCCUUCAUCAUAAGUCGGAAAUGGUCGUUUAUGAAGCUGCUGCUGCAAUGGUGAAUCUCAGGAAUACGACGGCAAGGCAGGUAUCGCCUGCCGUGAGUGUCCUUCAGCUGUUCUGCGGUUCAUCCAAGCCAACACUCAAAUUCGCCGCAGUCCGGACACUCAACAAGGUCGCCAUGACUCACCCACCGGUCGUGACUUCUUGCAACCUCGACCUUGAAUGUCUCAUCACAGAUCAGAACCGUUCUAUCGCAACCCUGGCCAUCACGACCCUACUGAAAACAGGAGCCGAAUCUGCAGUCGACAGGCUAAUGAAACAAAUUGCAUCAUUCGUAUCAGAAAUAAGCGACGAGUUCAAAAUCGUAGUCGUCCAAGCGAUCAGAGCCCUCUGCCUCAAAUUUCCCAGGAAACACAGCACCCUUAUGACAUUUCUGUCAGCGAUGCUCAGAGACGAGGGUGGCCUUGAUUACAAAACUUCAAUAGUUGACACCAUUAUAACAAUCAUCGAAGAUAAUCCUGAUGCCAAAGAAAUCGGCCUAGCACACUUAUGUGAAUUUAUUGAGGACUGCGAACAUGUCAGUCUGGCUGUUAGGAUUUUACAUCUGUUAGGAAAAGAAGGUCCUAAAACAGUACAGCCUUCCAGGUACAUACGAUUUAUUUACAACAGAGUUAUUCUUGAACCUGCGGUUAUUCGGGCUGCUGCGGUUUCAGCUUUGGCACAAUUUGGUGCUCAGAGCCCCGACCUUCUUGCCAACAUAUUGGUGCUUUUGGCGAGAUGUCAGAUGGAUACAGACGAUGAAGUCAGGGACCGUGCAACAUACUACUACAACAUUCUGAAUAAUCAGGACAGACUUCUAAUUGUUGAAUACGUUGUCGAACCAAUCCAGGUUUGUUUGGUUAGCCUGGAAAAAGCUCUUGCACAACACCUAGCUGAAUACCCGGAAGAAACAUUUGACAUCAAGUCUGUUCCUCUAGCACCAGUUGUGACUUCUGAAGACACUCAGAAUACAAGUCAACCCGAAGGACCUCUUAGUACUAGUGAGACUACUACAAAGAAAUACAGCAAAUCUGUUCAUACAAAUUCCCUCACCGCCUGCGCAGAGAAACUGCGCCAAGUUCCAGAGCUGCAAAACGUUCCUGGACAGCUGAUCCAUAUGUCUGAGCCAGUCGAACUUACAGAAUCUGAAACAGAAUAUGUCGUCACGUGCAUCAAAUACUGCUUUCCAAAGCAUAUUGUCUUUCAGUUUGAGUGCAAGAAUACUCUCAAUGAUCAACUGUUAGAAAAGGUCUACGUGCAACUAGAACCUCCAGAAGGGUUCACAGUUUUAAGGGAAGUUCCUAUCCCAGUCCUACCAUACAAUGAGACACACAACGCUUACAUUGUCAUGGAAUUUCCUGAAGAUAUGAUGCUGUCAGUUACCUCACUGAGUGCCGUUUUGCGUUUUGUCGUCAAGGAUUGUGACCCAGCUACUGGCGUUCCAGAUUCAGAUGAAGGCUACGAUGAUGAAUAUACACUUGAAGAUAUUGAAAUAAGCUUCAAGGAUCAGACGGAAAAGGUGGACCUGGACACAGAAUCGUUUGAACAGAUUUGGGAGUCGUCCAUGGCCAACUACCACCAGAACGAAGGCACGUACUGCCUUCCGGGAGUGUCCACCAUAGACCAAGCACUGGCCAAAGUGGUCCCCUUCCUCGGCCUCUCUCCAGCAAGCUUACAAAUGAAAAAGGCCCCAGAAAAGACGUCCCAUAUGCUUUGCAUUCCAGGUAUCUUCCGUGGCAACAUUACGUUUCUGAUAAGGGCAAAGUUGGUUGAAACAGGCAACUCUGUAUCGAUGCAUCUCGUAGCACGAGCUCCCAAUGAGGAUCUCGUCAAUUUAAUUUGUGCAGUGGUUGCAUAAUUCUUUUAUUAUUAAUUAUUAUUAUUAUUAAUUUUGAUGUUUUAUUUUACAUAAAUAUAUAAGAAGUGAAGAAAAGAUGUACAGAUCAAAAGAUAAAAAGAUGUUAUAAAUAUAUUGGUUUUUUAUAUGUAAAAACAUUGAUAAACUUGCUGAUGGAUGA